GAGACGAUAAACGACACAGGACACAUGACACAAAAUCGCAAAUCAUACAACACACAAUACAGAAUGAAAAUUUAAAACAGCUGGGUUUGUCCGUUUGUCCUAAUUUUUCAGUGCAGAUAUUUGAUGUUGAUAUGUAUUUACAAUUCGGGAAUGAAAACUUAAUAAUAUUAAGUAUGUACAUUUUUAUAUUUAAUAAGUUCCUAAGAUUAGAUUUUAGAUAGACAAGUAUGUGUGAAAAUGCUAAGUUUAUUAGAAGAAAUACCACGAUUUAUUAAAGAUUAUAUUGUUAACUAUAUUGAUAUCGACUAUUCUCUAUGGUUAACGUGGUGUUUGACUCCGUUACUGAUAACAUUUUUGUUGCCAGUAGUUAUAGCACUUUUUUUGUACUUGAGUGCAUUUCUUUUAUACAUUUACAAACUUCACUGGAGGAGUAUUAAAAUUACAUUGCAAACUGGUGAUAAAUGGGACACUGCAAGAAAAUCAGUUGGAGCACUCUGGGAUGCCCACGGUUGGAUAUGGCAUGGUUAUGAAGUUAAAGGGUUAGAACAUGUUCCUGAUACAGGACCGGCCUUAAUUAUUUACUACCAUGGUGCUAUACCAAUAGACAUUUACUAUUUCCUGGCUAAGGUCAUUUUUACUAAGAACAGAUUGGUUCACACUGUGGCUGACCAUUUUUUGUUCAAAAUUCCAGGGUUUUCCAUAUUAGCAGAAUGCAUGAAAGUUAUUCCAGGAACUGUUCAGACUUGUUCGAAUAUAUUAAAAGAUGGGAAUUUAUUAGCUAUAUCUCCCGGUGGAGUAUAUGAAUCACAAUUUUCAUAUAAUUAUAAUUUAAUGUGGAAAAGAAGGUUAGGAUUUGCUAAAGUUGCUAUAGAAGCAAAAGCCACAAUUAUCCCCAUGUUUACAGAAAAUUUACGAGAAGCUUUUCGUACAGUAAGUUUAGGAAGAAGGUUUUUCCUAAAGAUGUACGCCCUUUUUAAGUUUCCUUUCGCUCCAGUUUAUGGAGGAUUUCCAGUUAAGAUGAUAACACAUCUUGGCAAACCAAUACCUUAUGAUCCAAAUUUGACUCCUGAAGAGUUGCAAGAAAAGGUGGCUUUGGCUAUAGAGAAUUUAGUGAAAUCUCAUCAGAGGUUUCCUGGAAGUAUUUUUAAUGCUUUAUUAGAUAGAAUUCCAUAUUUUCAGAAAAAACGUGUUAAAAUGCAAAAUUAAAAUCCCAUAUCACAUUCCCUUUAUACAUAUAUAUUUAUUUUAUUAUUUAAUUGGUGUCAGUAUUUUAUUAAAUAAAAAUAUUUUAUUUAAACUUGUUUUAAUUUCGUUGUCCCAAAAUACUUUAUGUGGUUUUCCUUUUUACUUAUUUUUUUUGGGGUGCAUAUUUUCCGCACUAUAAAUUGAAGUUCUAAAAUACAAAUAAAAUUAAGUUUCCAGUAUAACAAUGUCAGGGAUGGUUUUUAACAAAUUUAAGCAAAAAGUAUAUUUUGAAAAUGAAAGAAAAGUUUAACCGUUAACACUUUAUAAACGGGUUUUGUAGUAAUAUAUUUAUUCCCUCAUUGUGGGAUUUCCAGGUAAGCAAAAAUAAGUUUACUAAAAAUGACCCCUGGUUUUGAGCCUUUUGGCACAGGUCUAUUUUCUAUUUUGUAUUAUUUACAGUGAAGUAAAGAGCCUAAAAAAUAGAAAAACAGAAAUAAAC
This is a messenger RNA of Anoplophora glabripennis (Asian longhorned beetle), 1684 nucleotides long. Its product is annotated as transmembrane protein 68. The transcript has 7 exons. Gene Ontology annotation, molecular function: acyltransferase activity. Bases 238 to 1206 code for a protein of 322 amino acids. The record is from RefSeq and is a predicted model, not a curated record. Gene Ontology annotation, cellular component: membrane. Lineage: Eukaryota; Metazoa; Arthropoda; Insecta; Coleoptera; Cerambycidae.